CUGUUUUGACAGCAGAACAUACGCCAUUUUGCCAUUAUUCAGAAGGUUGCAUUAUCUGUUCGUCAACAAUAUAAAGUGAAAUGUUUUCGAGGUUUUUACAGUAUAUGUGAUGUGUGAGUGCAGUUUCAGGGUUUGUGAAAAAAACUAGGAGUAUGGAGGAGUCCAAUGAUGAGCACAAUGUAGUUCCCGAACUCUACUUUCUGAUAGCCAAAUUUCUGUGCGGUGGACCCCUAAAGGAGACUGCGAAGACUUUGCUGAAAGAGCUCGAGUCAGUGGAGGUGCUGCCUCGACGACUCGACUGGGAGGGCGCCGAGCAUGCUCAGUCAUACCGUGAAUUGGCAGCGCAGUAUUCGGACAUAUCAUGGCAACGGCUGGCUACAGUAUGCGAGCGUGCACUGCGGUUGGCUCGCGUUGCACCCUCGGUGGCCCAAGAUUCCGAGACACAAGGCGCGGCGGUACCUUCUGCGGAACAGAGCCGCCUAACGGCACGAUUGUCAUUACUGAGUGAGACGCUUGUAAGACCGAAGCCGAAAUAUUCGUUUUUUAAGCAGGACCACUCUCUAGUGCGGCGACUAGUACACCGGGAAUUGGGGCUUGGCGGCGCUGCUACUGCCGGCGGGCGCGGCGGCGAGGCAGCAUUCCCCGCGCGGCUACUGAGCGGGUUGCAAUUACAACGACGCACACUUGGGCACCUAUCUGCAGUAUACUGCGUGGUGUUUGACUGCACGGGCCGCUAUGUGGUGACGGGUGCUGACGACUUGCUGGUGAAGGUGUGGGUCGCGCGGGACGGUCGGCUCGCGGCUACGUUGCGAGGGUGCGGCGCCGAGGUGACCGACGUCUGUGUAUCGCGUGACGGCGCGCUGCUGGCGGUGGGCUCGGUGGAGCGGCUCGUCCGCGUGUGGUGCCUCGCCACGGGGGCACCGCGAGCCGUACUCCAUGCGCACGCUGGAACUAUUACCUCUGUUCACUGGUCGCCGGCGACGCGUGGCGAGGUCCGAUGGCUCGCUUCCACUUCAACUGAUGGCUCAGUAGCGUUCUGGAGCAGCUCAGCGGAUGGACAGUUUCUCUCACAACCAGUGCAAUACGUGGAGCGCAUGCGGCCUGGUGCUUGCCAUAUGAUCUGCGCGGCUUGGUCUGCAGGUGGCGCGUUCUUAGCGGCCGGCAGCGCCGACCAGCACGUGCGUGUAUACGCGUUGCACCACACAGCACCCACGCCUCGACGUGUAUUAGAAGUGGCAGUACACGGAGACGCGGUGGAUAGUAUUGCUUGGGCGCAUCGUGGUCUGCGCUUCGUGUCCGGGAGUAAAGAUGGUAGUGCGGCACUGUGGACACUACACGCGACACAAUGGCGACAUGCGAUGCUUGUGCCCGCAGAUAAACAGCGCGCCGCAGACGGCAAGAGACUGAAGGUGACCAUGGUGUGUUGGGACUGUAGCGACGCCUAUGUGGUCACAGCCGUUUCGGACAAUACGGUGCGUGUAUGGUGCUCUCGUACAUGCAUGCAGGUGCGCUGCCUCAGUGGACACCGUGACGAAGCGUAUGUGUUAGAGGCGCAUCCGUUCCUACCGGCUGUGCUACUCUCUGCCGGACAUGACGGCCAAUUGUUCGUAUGGGACGCCGCCGCGGGCGAGGUGCUUGCGCAAUUCCAUAACCGCAUAGAAGGUCAGGGUGACGGUGCCAUCUUCGACGCUAAGUGGGGCGGCGGUGCAACUAUCGCUGCGACUGAUUCGCACGGACAUCUGUUACUUUUGGGACUAGGUCGCGGACACCGACUUCUGUCUGAGCUACCCGCUGAGCUAUUUUUCCACACUGACUAUCGACCUCUAGUGAGGGAUGCAUUAGGAGGCGCGUUGGACGAGCAAACGGAAACACCACCACAUCUGAUGCCGCCACCGUUCCUGGUGGACGUGGAGGGCGCGCCACACGCACCGCGUUUUCAACGUCUCGUGCCGGGCCGCGAAAACCUCGCGCUCAAUCAAUUGAUACCCGCCGCAGAUGCGCCGCGCUCACGCAUUGACGCCAUGAUCGCAGAGUUAGCUGGCGGUGGUGGUGGACCGGGAGGCCUAGGGGGUUUGGGGGGUGAAGCGCGGGGAGUGUGGCGCGGGGAAGGCGUGAGGCACACUGCGGGUUCGUGGCAGCGCGGCGACCCGCUACUGGUGCCUCAUAGCACGCGUCCCAUCGUGCCACCGCUCGCACCAGCCGCGCGACGAGCACUCGAGCAAGCCUGCGCGGAGCUGAACGCGCUGGAGAUGAGUUGGUACCGACGCGAGAUGCGGCGGCGGCCGGUGAUGAUCAGUACGGCGACGGACAGCGCGAGUGGUCGGCGGCGGCCGGGCCCGCGCGCUCGGGCGCCACGUGCUGCCCGCCCGCCGCCCGCGCGUCCGCCGCCGCCUCGCGUCGAGGAGGAGCCGCCUGAGAGCGCCUCGCACUCCGACACCUCUGAUGAGUCCGUCCGGCUCUCCGGCUCGGCGCACUCCUCGCGGGACCGCUCCUCGUUUGCUUCCAGUCUCGACCUCACUGACUCCUCUACGAGCUCGCACUCUGGGAGUAAAAACGACAAUUCGGACUCGUCGGAGUACUCAGACUGGGAGACGGGCGCGGCUCUGGCUCCGCCCGCGCGCGCUCGUCGGAGACCGCUACCGGCUAGAAGGUACAGUCCGAGCACAUCGACAAACAAGCGCACGGAACGACCGAGCACAAGUGCGGCGGCAGAUGGGGCGAGCGGCAGCGGGGGUGGGGAGCCGGCGGAGGCGGACGCUGUGGACGGUGACGGCGAGGGCUCCGCCUCCGGUACGGGAGCCGGCGCCGCGGCCGACGACCUGCCCGACGUGUACCGCCCUGGCGAAUGGCUCACCGCUGUCGCGCCGCGGAAAGCGCCCUACCACCCGCAAAUGGGUGACAUGUGCCUCUACUUCCGCGUGGGACACCAAAGAUACUUCGAGGCCGUUGCAGUAAAGGAUCUAUAUAAAAUAAAUCAGCGAGACAAGCCUUGGGAGCGUACACAAGUGCAUGAGUGCGAGCUCGCGAAGGUGGUGGGCGUGCGAUACGAGAUCAAGCCUCCGCGCGUGGCGUCCGUGCGGCUGGCGUGCGCGCUGGACGCGGGCCGGCCGCGCUCGCUCACCGUGCGCUACCACGACAUGCCGGACGUCAUCGACUUCCUCGUGUUGCGCCAACAGUACGACGCGGCUGUGGCGCGCCGCUGGGGCCCCGGCGACCGCUUCCGCUGCAUGAUCGACGACUCGUGGUGGAGCGGCGUCGUGCUCGAGCGCUGUCCCACAGCGCCGCGGGACGCAGAAGCAGAUCCCCGCCCUUCCGUUGCUGACUCUGCCGCUGAGCGAUUCUCUCGUGAAGCUGCUUCGCAUUUUUUGUCGCUGCGCGUGCGCUGGGAUAAUGGGGAGGUAGAGCGUUUAUCGCCUUGGGACCUGGAACCUGUAGAUCCAACCCGAGAACCCACUGAACCGGGUGGUUCCGUAGCUGUGCUGCCGCGAGAGUUAGAGACUGCGCUGUACCGCGCCGAAGCGCACGAAUGGCCUCCACGUGGGAAUCGUGCCGCCGCUUGCCACGCCAUUGCACUACAUAUAGGCCAAGUCAUGUCUCUGUCGGUGGCCGAGCCAUUCGUCGCGCCGGUGGACCUUCAGCUAUAUCCUACCUACGCACGCGUUGUGCCAUAUCCCAUCGAUUUGGCUACCAUAAAGGCGCGGUUCGAAAAUCUGUUCUAUCGACGAAUGGCGGCAGCACAAUUCGACGUGCGGUAUUUAGCGACUAACGCUGAGUUGUUCAAUGAGGCGCGGUCACCGAUUGUGCGGCAGGCACGCCUACUCACCGAUUUGCUUCUCUACAUUAUCAGCCACUGGCACGAGGUGGACGUGGUGGCCAAGUACCAUGAGCUCGCCGCCUCGUAUCAGUCAUCGGAUGAUGAGCCACUGGCGCCGUCGCGGAAGAGUCGGCGUGCAGCGCGACGCCGCAGCGGCGCGGCGGAGAGCGGCACGGACCGGGCCGGCGACAAGUGGCGCGCGGCAUGCUCCGAGGUGUUGCGCUCGCUGUUGGCCUCCGCCGACGCGGAGCCGUUCCUGGCGCCCGUGUCCGAGUCGCAGGCGCCGGACUACGCGCGCGUGGUGGCGCGCCCGAUGGACUUGGGCACGGUGGGCGCGCGGCUGGCGGCGGGCCGGUACUCGACGCGCGACCACUUCGCUGCCGAUGUGCGACAAGUGUUCUCAAACAGUCGCCUUUACAACACCAACAAACGCAGUCGGAUAUACUCGAUGACGGUGCGUCUGUCGUCGCUGUUCGAGGCGCUGUGGGCGCGCGUGCCGGCGCCGCGGGGCGCGCGGGGGGCGCGGGGCGCGCGGCGGGCGCGGCCCACGCACAGCGGGCGCACGUCCCCGCGCCGCACGCGGCACCGCACGCAUCGCACGCACCGCACGCGCCGCGUCGCCGCCGCCGAGCUCGCCAACGGACACGAGUCGGCCAGCUCCGACUCGGAGACGCUGGCGGCCACCUCGCGCCGCGUGCACCGCGCCGCCGCCGACGCCGCCGCCGCUGACGACUCGCUCGACAGCGACGCACCGCUUGACGCGCACAGAAAAGGCAAGGGCGUGGGAAAGAAAAGCAAGAGCAGCAGCGCCAGUGUCGAGCCCGCGCCCAGUACGAGCCGCGCGCGCGACACCGAUCUAUAUGUGCCAUCAGGGAGUCGCACUGUUCGUGACGAGAGUGGCGGUGAAGGCGGCGGUGGGUCCUGGUCGGAAUCGAGCGCGUAUUCCAACAUCGAGGUGGUGGAGGAGGAGCUCGCUGAGGAUGAAGUGGAGCUCACAUACGAUGAACAUUCGGACGGGCCGCAUCGCACGUCGACGGGGCGCAACAAACGCAAGCGCGCGCGCAUCACGUCGGGCAGUAGUGAGGGCGGGCGCGUAAACUCACAUCGCCCUGACAACACGCCACUAAAGAGAAUGCGUGAGCGGUUCACAGCGAACACAACAACGUCUGGUUCGUCGUCGGGAUCAGAGCUGGAAGAGGAUCGCGCACGCCGGUACGAAUCCGAUCAUUCGUACCGGCCGCGUUACUCCACUGACGACGACGCGCCGCUGAACUUAUACCGGCAGCGGCAGAGCGGCGCGUCGGCGACGCGAGCGGCCGACGAGCCCGGCACCUCCGGCACCGCGGGCUCGCGCCGCGAACACAACGGACAUGCACGCGUCAGUUGCGGCGGUGUGUCGUUGCGCGCGCGCUCGCCGGUGCGCUACAACGAGGACAGCGAGGAGGACUCGGCGGCCGCCAUCAGCAAGCGCGCCCAGCGGCCGCACCGUGUGCACCGCCUGCCGCGCGCACUCACCAACGACUUGCGCACACAGGCUAGUGUUGGCGUUGGACUGAGCGGCGCGGGGCCAGCACUAGUUCCACACAACGACGACCAUAACUAUUUCAAUGGUCACGCAGCGCCUCAUCAUCACCGGCACCCAGUAAGUUCUCGGUCGACGGGAGGUCGGUCGGGCGGCGAGGGCAGCAGCGGCGGCGCGGCGCCCGUGUCCAUCUCGUCGCGCGGGCGCGUGCGCAAGCUCACGGCCAAGGCGCGCGGCCUGCUACGGGACUGAGGGUGCGAGUCGCCCACUUCCGCCGGAACGCCUUGACGCUCACCAGUGUCCUACCAAGGCUGUGACAUCGUGUGACUGUGUAACUGUGACUGUGAUACAUACUAUGUAUGGCCGCAAAAUUGCAGUUGUUUCGUAUAGUGGAUGAUUACUGUUUCGGUGUUGUAGUAACCCUCGCGAUAACGGAAUCGCGCCGGUGUAGUGAUGUAAUAUAGUUAAUAUCGACGGGACACUCGUCAAAUGCUGUGUUCAUAUUGGUACAGUAUAUUAUAAUUGACUUAACUAUCAGUCCUUUAAUUUAUUAAGUGCUUAUAAUAUGUGUAGUUGCUCAGUGCCAAAACAAAUUCUAGGAAAAUGAGGGGAACCGAGAUUACAAAUAAUGUAAUUUUAAAUAGCAACAUGUACCACGCAUACCUCCAAAAUAUUUAUAAAUUAUUCUCAUGGGUUCCCUAUGACCUACUCCCACAGCCAUCCAGUGAUUGACAAUUAUUCACCCGAUAUAACACUAGUAACAAAGAAUCUUGGAAUCAUAUACAAGACAUUUUUUUCCUAUCAUUCGACACCUGCUGUAUUAUCGAUUUUAGAAAUUCGAUGUUAGUUUACAAACACUUGGUAAAGAUAAGUUAAACAUGCAUUAUUUUAAAGGAGCAUGUUGAAGGAAAAGCCAGUGUUUCGAAAAGCAUCAUGUGAUACUACAUUGUAGUGUAAAUGUAUGUGUGUUUACCAAACUAUGUUUAUCUUGAUCAGAUUUGCAUGUAACGACAUUUAUAAUGAAUUCGAAUAUCAUAAUAUGUAUAUGUUGUCAUUUUAGUGAUUGCAAUUUGCACAACACAAUGUAUUUAAUAAGGGAUUCUAUAUAGCUAUGUAUAAUCCAUAUGGUGUUAUACACUAUUAUGUUUCAGUUAUGAACCAAAUGUAAUAAUUUUAUUGAUAUUGACUGAUAUGCAUUAUGUUUAUGAAAGUAUGUGUCCCAAGGCAUGCGGUGAGUCAGAUCUCCACUCUGUAGUGAUGUACAGAUACCACUCUGAUUAGAUCAAUUUUAAUGUUAUUUUAGAUGUAAGUGAUGAACGAAUUAUUGUAUAUUAUUAUGUAUAAAUUGAAUAAUGUAACUGUUUGAAAUUGGUAAUGUGUACUUAAAUAGUAUUGUGAUAUGUGUAGUUGGAUCUGGGGAAAAAAAAUGAUAUCAAAAGGUUGUGGCAAUGUGAUGAGAGGGAUUGAAUGAAACUGUAGUGGAUAUGUAAGUGUGUGACAAAGUGAUGUAACUAUGUGACAAGUCAAUGUAUGAAGAGUUCUUUCCCCUAUUUGGGGCUGCUCCCCCCCCCCCUCCCCCUUGAAAUGACUGAAUGGACAUCCCACAUGGGUUUAUAUUAAUAAUUACUUUUCCAGUCAGAUACACGUUACCUACUCUUAUUUCAAUACUUUUUGUGCUUCUCAUUUAAUUUUGAAACCAAAAUGAUUACGAUUUUAACAUAAGUUUUGUAAAUUCACAAUGUUUUAUUUCAUAUUGACAAUGGGUUACAUUAUCAUUAUCAAAUAGUUUUGCAAAUAUCUUUUGUGGAAUCUUAAUACAUGAAAACCAAACUCUGAUGUAUUAAUCUAUGCACAGGUUCUAAUGAUUAUUGCUCUUAUAUUUGCCUGUGUGGGUAAUAUUUUAUGUUACCAACUAUCAAAACAACUAGCAAAAAAGAAAAAUUUUAAAGACCAGGUAUGAUCAAUGUAAACGCCUUAUGUUCGUUCAGUGUGAUUUUAAGUUGGUUUUGAAUGUAUUUUGAUGUAUAUACAAUGUACUAGUUUAUCAAAUAAUUGAAUGAGACAUGGCUGCUGACUUUUAACAAUACUAUUUAUGACAAAUUUUUAUUUUAAAUUGAACAUUUAGUAAGCUUUCACAAUAUUUUUUUCAAAGACUAGAAAUGACUCCUGAAUACAAUUUCAUAGAAUGUUCAUUCAACACUCUUAUUACAAUAUUUUAUUAACAAGUUUAAAGAUAUUCUUAUGUUGCUUCAAUCCCGAAUGGUGUUACAUAACCAACAAAAUUGAAAUAACAUUGAUUACAUGUAUAUAUUUGUACAUAAUUUGUAAAAAUAUUAUGUAUAGAACAAGGGCCAGUUUAAUGUACUAGUAAGAGUUUUGGGGUCUUUUAUAGUCUGAUUUAAUGAUGAUGCGUGCAGCUAUGCCGGCUUCUCGGUAGACAGACUUCAUGACGCUCAAAUAAAAUACAACUCGAAUAGCAAUAUUAGUUAAUUUGAUGUCAGAUCGAGAUUCCAGGGUUGAUAUUUAUAAUGUUUUUUUCCUAUAGUUAGGUAGAUAAUUCCGAAUUGAUUGGAUGGAAUCAAGGACAAAAUUAGCGGGAACUGGUGUGGCUAACCUAUUUUUAUAUGCAAUACAGGAGACAAAAGUUGAUUUAUUUUAUUUUGUUAUGAAUUUGGAAUCGGGUACUUUUAUACUACACAUAAUCCUAUGGACUAAGUAAAAUUAUACGAUAUUAUUCAUCAAAGCCCCCACUAGUCAGCUAUGUAAAACUCAAAGAAGGUUCUUAUGAUCCAGUCGGUCUCUUAUUACAUAGUGGAGAAAAAACUUGGCCUUAUUUAAAUUACUAUUGACCUCAGGAUCUUGAUCUAUGAAGUACAGUUAACUUUUGAUAUUCGAAUGUCGUAUGUACUAAAACGAAUUAUCGUUCCUUGGAGUACUUCAGCGCCGCUAGUGGUAUGGUUGCCAUAAUGAUAAACUGAGACUACGCUCGUCGGUAUGUCGAAAUAGCGCCCGGACGGAAUUUCAAAGGAUUGUUGCACGUGUGACGUGUGUCGUCCAGCAUAAAUGACUUUGUACAAAUCGAUGUAAUGUUAGCGAAUAUCGCACAAUUGUCUGUGGGAUGAUAUCUCAAUGUAUCAAUUGCUAUUGAAUCUAAUUGUGUAUAUAAUUAUGAUAGUAAAUGUAUUUAGGCCCACGCGACUUCACUGUAGAACUAACAGCGGAAAUAAUAAUACAAUCAUUAUUUAUAAAAUCGAUUUGUGGGGAUAGUUUAUUUAACAUAUUUUAUUUUAUUUUACAAAUGCAUUGUGGGAUUAUAUUUUGUGCAAGUAUCGAGUGUACGUCGCGUGAGCCUGACUUUGACUAUUUUUAAGUGUAUGUAUAUGCAUGUGAGUGUGCGUGUGUACAGACAAGACAUCGGUGUGUUUGAACCAAACAAAUAAAAAUAUUUUGUAAUUCGAA
Manduca sexta (tobacco hornworm) is the source of this 8795-nucleotide messenger RNA. RefSeq names its product bromodomain and WD repeat-containing protein 1 (gene BRWD3). Gene Ontology annotation, cellular component: nucleus. The transcript has 23 exons. Bases 153 to 5588 code for a protein of 1811 amino acids. Lineage: Eukaryota; Metazoa; Arthropoda; Insecta; Lepidoptera; Sphingidae. The record is from RefSeq and is a predicted model, not a curated record. Gene Ontology annotation, biological process: regulation of cell shape; cytoskeleton organization; regulation of transcription by RNA polymerase II. Gene Ontology annotation, molecular function: protein binding.